UGUCAAACACGGGCUCGGACAACAACGGAUGUCCUCCGACGCCGCCCUGCAUCGCCCCGAGCGACUUUACCACCGACACAAACCCACAAAUCCUGAUCUAUGGCGUUCAGGAAGGCCCUCAAACGAACGGCCAUUAUAGGCAGCGGGGCCGUCGUCACCGGUUUUGGUCUGUCGCAGCUCAUCGAGUACCGGAAAAAGCAGGUGCGGUUAACUCAUGUGGCAGCAGAAGCACAGCUGAAGGCUCCUUUUGCAGACGGACUUCCUUCUAGGCAGGGCCAACUUACAAGGCUGAGAAACACAGAGUUUGACGUCCUGGUGGUUGGAGGUGGAGCCACGGGUGCAGGAUGUGCCUUAGACGCCGCCACACGCAACCUAAAGACUGCUCUUGUCGAGAGGAACGACUUUUCUUCAGGGACGAGCAGCCGGAGUACCAAGCUCAUUCACGGUGGUGUCCGUUACCUCCAGAAGGCCAUCAUGAAACUGGAUUACGAGCAGUACAUGAUGGUGAAAGAGGCCCUCCACGAACGAGCCAACCUCCUGGAGAUUGCACCUCACCUGUCGGCGCCACUCCCCAUCAUGCUUCCUGUUUACAAAUGGUGGCAACUGCCUUAUUAUUGGGCCGGAAUCAAAAUGUACGACUUGGUUGCCGGCAUCCAGUGCCUAAAGAGCAGCUAUAUGCUCAGUAAGACCAAAGCCCUGGAGCUCUUCCCCAUGCUAAAGAAGGACAAGCUGGUGGGAGCCAUCGUCUACUAUGAUGGACAGCACAACGAUGCCCGUAUGAACCUGGCUAUUGCCCUCACCGCUGCCCGCUAUGGUGCUGCCAUGGCCAACUAUACGGAGGUGGUUCACCUGCUAAAGAAAAAGGACCCGCAGACCGGCUCUGACAAGGUGUACGGUGCGCGAUGUCGGGACGUGCUUACAGGAGAGGAAUUUGAUGUUAAAGCCAAAUGUGUGAUCAAUGCUACGGGGCCCUUCACGGACUCACUGAGGAAGAUGGAUGACCAAGAAAGUCCAAACAUCUGCCAGCCCAGUGCCGGCGUGCACAUUGUCAUCCCUGGCUACUAUAGUCCCGACAACAUGGGCCUUUUGGAUCCGGCGACAAGCGAUGGCCGAGUCAUUUUCUUCCUACCUUGGGAGAAGAUGACCAUCGCUGGAACCACGGACACACCCACCGAUGUGACAGCCCACCCUAUCCCUGGGGAGAAUGACAUCAACUUCAUUCUGAACGAGGUCCGCAACUAUCUCAGCCCCGAUGUGGAAGUGAGACGAGGUGACGUGUUGGCGGCGUGGAGUGGCAUUCGUCCACUGGUGACAGACCCCAACUCCAAAGACACUCAAUCCAUCUGCCGUAACCACAUAGUGAGCCUCAGUAGCAGCGGGAUGGUCACAAUUGCAGGUGGUAAAUGGACCACCUACAGAUCCAUGGCUGAGGAGACUUUGGAUGCUGCCAUUAAAGCGCAUACCCUCCCAGCUGAGACCUGCAAGACUGUAGGUCUGAGAUUGGAGGGCGCCAACGGCUGGACGCCGACACUUUACAUACGACUGGUGCAAGACUACGGCUUGGAGCAGGAAGUUGCCCAGCAUCUGGCCUCUACGUACGGAGGGAAGGCAUACGACGUUGCCAAGAUGGCGCUGGUCACAGGGCAAAGAUGGCCGAUCGUCGGAAAAAGACUUGUGUCCGAGUUUCCUUACAUUGAGGCUGAAGUUCUGUAUGCCAUCAGGGAGUACGCCUGCACCGCCAUCGAUGUCAUUGCUCGGCGAACACGUUUGGGCUUCCUGAAUGUACAAGCAGCCGACGAGGCCCUCCCACGCAUCGUGCAGAUCAUGGCCAAGGAGUUGGGCUGGGGCCAGGAGCGUAAGACGGCCGAGCUUGAAGCAGCUAAGAAGUUCUUGUACCACGAGAUGGGCUACCGGUCUCGCUCUGAGCAGCUGACCAAAACAUCCGAGAUGAAUCUGGACAACCAGGAAGUAGCAAGGUACAAGAAACGCUUCCACAAGUUUGACAAAGAAAGCAAAGGAUUCAUCACCACCGUCGACGUCCAGCAAGUCUUGGAUAGCAUCAACGUCCACAUCGAUGAGAACGCGCUCCAUGAUAUUCUUAACGAGGUAGACGUCAACAAGAAUGGACAGAUUGAAAUUGGCGAAUUCUUGCAGAGACUACAAUCAGUUGAUGAGCGCCGUCAAAAAGGGCCAAGUGUCUGACAGUCGCCUGGCCAUCCUCAUGAAGUCCGCCGAGGAGACUCUGGAUAUGAGGGGCCCCGUGACGGUGGACCGCAGCGGGGGCGGAGUCUAAGCCCCGAGCCUUUGUGAGACCUCAUCUGAAUGACAAUGCAAUCAGGCAGAUGGCGGCGGGGAUUUUAGCCAAAUCAAGAACGAAACCGGCGCCGCUCUUUAGCUUGUUUUGGGUGAAAUAGAGUCUAAUGGCUGAGAUUUGUUUUGCAUGAGCCGCCUGUUUGUGUUUUGAUUAGUGCUCAGAGUCAGGUGCCUCCAAUGUUCCACAGAGCACAAUGUAUCUAUUUAUAGCAUCUUUUUAUCAAUUUUAACACCUAUUUUUUUAACUUGACACUAUUGUGCACAUACUAACUGAACACCUGUACUUUACUUUACAGGUCUACCAUCUUUUAUUCAUUUCCUUACAGCGUACUUUUUAUUGCUUAACCUUAAUUGAGGGGUGUCACAAACCUUUUACAGCAGGGACCACUUCACCUUUGGUUUGUUUACUCAACAUACCAAACCUGGAUUGAAACACUUUAGGAUUUAUCGACGAGCUGAGAUUUUCAUAUUGCCAAAACCCCAAAACCAGUGAAGUUGUCAAGUUGUGUAAAUGGUAAAUAAAAAGAGAAUACAACAAAUCCUUUUCAACUUAUAUUCAAUUGAAUAGACUGCAAAGACAAGAUAUUUCAUGUUCCAACUGAAAAACUUAUCUUUUAUUGCAAAUAAUCAUUAACUUAGAAUUUAAUGGCAGCAACACAUUGUAAAAAAAAGUUGUCACAGGGGCAUUUUUACCACUGUGUUACAUGGCCUUUCCUUUUAACAACACUCAGUAAAUGUUUGGGAACUAAGGAGACACAUUUUUGAAGUGGAAUUCUUUCCCAUUCUUGCUUGUCGUACAGCUUAAAUUGUUCAACAGUCCGUGGUCUCCGUUAUGGUAUUUUAGGCUUCAUAAUGCGCCACACAUUUACACAUGGCUUGGCAUUGUCUUGCUGAAAUAAGCAGGGGCGUCCAUGGUAACGUUGCUUGGAUGGCAACAUAUGUUGCUCCAAAAAAAGUAUGUACCUUUCAGAAUUAAUGGUGCCUUCACAGAUGUGUAAGUUACCCAUGUCUUGGGCACUAAUACACCCCCAUACCAUCACAGAUGCUUGCUUUUACACUUUGCGCCUAUAACAAUCCGGAUGGUUCGUUUCCUCUUCGACGUCCACAUUUUCCAAAAACAACUUGAAAUGUGGACUCGUCAGAUCGCGGAACACUUUUUCCACUUUGCAUCAGUCCAUCUUAGAUGAGCUCGGGCCCAGCGAAGCCGGCUGUGUUUCUGGGUGUUGUUGAUAAAUGGCUUUCGCUUUGCAUAGGAGAGUUUUAACUUGCACUUACAGAUGUAGCGACCGACUGUAGUUACUGACGGUGGUUUUCUGAAGUGUUCCUGAGCCCAUGUGGUGAUAUCCUUUACACACCGAUGUCGCUUUUUGAUACAGUACCGCCUGAGGGAUCGAAGAUCCGUAAUAUCAUCGCUUAUUUGCAGUGAUUUCUCCACAUUGUCCAAACCUUUUGAUGAUAUUACGGACCGUAGAUGGUGAAAUCCCUAAAUUCCGUGCAAUAGCUGGUUGAGAAAUAUUGUUCUUAAACUGUUUGCUCACGCAUUUGUUGACAAAGUGGUGACCCUCGCCCCAUCCCUGUUUGUGAAUGAUUGAGCAUUUGCUGCUUUUAUACCCAAUCAUGGCACCCACCUGUUCCCAAUCAGCCAGUUCACCUGUGAGAUGUUCCCAAUAAGUGUUUGAUGAGCAUUCCUCAACUUUUUUUGCCACUUGUGCCAGCUUUUUUGAAACAUGUUGCAGGCAUCAAAUUCCCAAAUGAGCUAAUAUUUACAAAAAAUAAAAAACAAAGUUUUCCGGUUCGAACGUUAAGUAUCUUGUUUUUGCAAUAUUGAAUAUAGGUUGAAAAGGAUUCCCUGCGACCCCGAAAGGGACAAGCGGUAGAAAAUGGAUGGAUGUAUUCUGUUUUUAUUUACCAUUUACACGACAUGCCAACUUCACUGGUUUGGGGUUUUGUACUAAUAUUGGUCACAAUAAUCGUUACAUUCAGGGCCUGAUUUACUAAGAUCUAAACACCACGUGCAAUCUCUAAAUUGGUAUAAACUAUUAUUGCAUGUACAAUUGUAAAUUGGUGCAUAUCGCCUUAUUUAAAUGAGGAUUUUAUGUGUACUAUUUACGGAGCAUCGCCAAGGAGACAUUCAUUUACUGCACAUUCAUGUUAUCAAACAUGCGGGAGACAUCCACCACUUUUUAGGGGCAUUUUAGAAGCAGUUGAGCGCUUAAUAUGCAAAAAAAUUCAAACAAAGAAAUGUUUUCUUAUAAGAUAUAUUUUAAUAAUAUAUAUUUUAGGUGGAAAAAAAACAAAAGUCAUUAAAAAAAAUACACCAAAACGCAUACAUUUGUUUUAACCUCUAAAGGCCUUAGUGGCCACAUGUGUGGACAGCACCUUUUAGCUCUUAUUUCCAAAAUUGUGUACACUACUGAAUUGGGGUCUUAUGGCCACUUAUGUGGACACUUAUUCUGCCAUCUGGUGGUGUCAGAAGAGUAUAACAUACAAUGGAAUUUGGGGGAAAAAAAGUGUAAAAAUAAAAAUGUGCAUGAAGUACACGUUUGUGUACUUAUGGACUAAGUACAUCAUAUCAAAAGGUGAUUCUUAGUUUUCAUUCUAAUUAGGGUCCAAUAAGCCCAAAUAGCAAAGAGAAAUUAAAAAAAGCAUGUAAACAAACAGCUUGGGCCUUAAGAGGUUAAGCGAUCGUCACCACAAUUGUGGCAGUUAAUGACAUUUGCACCAUGUUUUGAACUUGUUAAAGACAAAAAAACAAACUUGCAGAGUCUUGCAUUCAGUCAUGGAAAUAAGCGAUUGAGAGUGCAGCAAUACCCACAAUGCAAUGCGUGUCCACAUCACACCUUCAAGCCCUACUGUGAAUGACCUCUAGUUCUUGUCUCCCUGAAGUUCUUGUCCCCCAAACUUACCGUUCUGAAAUGGCUGUAAACACACCAACAUGUACCAGGUGAUGGUGUCCCUUUUUUCCUUAACCUCUAAAGGCUUAGUGGCCACAUGUGUGGACAGCACCUUUUAGCUCUUAUUUCCAAAAUUGUGUACACUACUGAAUUGGGGUCUUAUGGCCACUUAUGUGGACACUUAUACUGCCAUCUGGUGGUGUCAGAAGAGUAUAACAUACAAUGGAAUUUGGGGGAAAAAAGUGUAAAAAUAAAAAUUUGCACGAAGUACACGUUUGUGUACUUAUGGACUAAUAAGUACAUCAUAUUAAAAUAUGAUUUUUAGUUUUUAUUCUAAUUAGGGUCCAAUAAGCCCAAAUAGCAAAGAGAAAUUAAAAAAAAAAGCAUGUAAACAAACAGCUUGGGCCUUAAGAGGUUAAUCAGCCCUUUAGGUCCUCUAGCAGCUAUAGAAUUAUAAAAUGAUGUUGCUGAAUAGAUAAUAUGUCUUUAGUUCUGACAGGUGCUAAGUAAAGUGCAAAAUAGUGCUCGCAAAAGGGCGAUGAGUGUUGAUAAAUCACGCGUGUUGAAUAAUUAUAUUUGCAUGUUCUCCUCCCAGCAUUGUGAUGAUCAGCAUAUAUUGUGCAUGAUAAUGAAGACAGGCGCCUCAUUCUGCUCACUUAACCGACGCAAUCCACUUUGCACACGUUCAGUAGAUCAGCUUUGCAUGUGCUAUUAAGUUUGCACGCGUUUUAGCACACGCAGACCUUUCGUAAAUCAGGCCCUAAAUGUUAUUUUCCUCUCUAAUGUGGAUCUAGCCACGAACAAUGGGAGACCGGGCUUUCUGCUCCGCCGCUCCCAGUCUGUGGAACGCUCUCCCUGACCACCUGAGGGCACCACAGACUGUGGACGCUUUUAAAAAAAGGCUUAAAAACCCUUCUUUUAAAAAAAAGUCUUUUUUUUUAUCCAAUCCAAUCCAAUCCACUUUAUUUAUAUAGCACAUUUAAACAACAAACAUGUUUCCAAAGUGCUGCACAACAAUAUUAAAAACAAUAUCUAAAUAUUAUCCUUAGCUCCACCAAUGACUGAAUAAAAACAAAAAAUAAAUAGAUAUAAAAACAAUAAAAAAUUAAUAUGAUUAAAAACGAUUUUAAAGGGUAAAACCAAUUAAAACAGUAAAUAUAAAUCAAAAUUUAUAAUAAAAAAAACACAGAGGACCACACAACUCACGUAGUGUUAAAAGCCAAAGAAUAAAAGUGGGUCUUAAGACGAGACUUACAACACUCCACUGUGGGAGCAGUUUGAACAUGGAGGGGCAGAGUGUUCCAGAGCUUAGGGCCGACCACAGAGAAGGCCUUGUCUCCCUUAGAUUUAAGUCUGGUCUUGGGCACCACGAGCUGGAGCUGGAGAUAUAUGCAUACUAGAGAUGCGCGGUUUGCGGACACAAGCGCGGAGUCCGCGGAUUAUCCGCGGGUCGGGCGGUUGAAAUAAAAAAAAAUUAGAUUUUAUCCGCGGGUCGGGUCGGGCGGUUGAAAUUAAAAAAAAUUAGAUUUGAAAUAGAUUCAGGCGGGUGGCAGUUAAACCAAUUCGGAAAUAUAUAUACAUAGUUAAAUGUUGUUACCCACAUACGAAAAACGAGCAGGCACCUGCAGCAUGCCACAACAGAAGAAGAAAAAAAAAAGAGAUGGCAACGCCGGCAGCAAACGUGGUACGCGACAAACUAAAAAAGGGAAUACUAAAGACCCGGGGAAAAAAAGGCCAGAAAAGUUCAGCGUGGACUCGUUUUUAUGAAGUUGUAAAUCAGGAUGAUAGUAAUGCUGGCUACGUGAUUUGCAAGAGCUGCGACGCUGUUUAUGUCUACGACAGUCACAAAACCGGGACAUCUAACAUGGUGCAUCACAUUUGUGCAAAACCCCGAACCUCCACAAACACCCCGAGCAUGAGCAGUUUCGUCCGCCGUGAUCCCAGAAGAGUGCCACAGGAUGUUAAAACAAGAUAGAACGCAGCUGCCUGCAGCAGUUUGAGUGGUGCGAGCGCGCUUGGAGGUGCGCUCAGCGCGGCUCCCAGAUAAUUGCGCACUAAUGUGCGUCUGGGCCGUGACAGCGUGGCACGCAUUGAAUGUCUCUGCUGCAUUGGAUCAGUCUCCUUUCUUUAACAGGCAAAAGCUUUAUAACCUCACUAAUGCCUUGCAUCGUCUAUAUUAGAUAUAUAACAACGGGCGGGUGGCGGAUGGCGGGCGGGUGCGGUUUUGAUUAAAUGUUAGUUCGGGUGGAUGGCGGAUGGUUGACGACUUUUGUGAUGCGGUUGCGGAUGAAAUAAUUGCCUAUCCGCGCAUCUCUAAUGCAUACUAGUUAUAGCUUUUUUUUUCUUUUUUUUUAAUACACUGUAGCACUUUGAGAUUGUUUACUCAAUGCAAAGUGCUUUUUUACAAAUAAAAUAUAUUAUUAUUAUUAUUAUUAUUAUCAAGUUUGAUAAGGAUAUUUACACGCUUUGUUUUCCAAGUCAAAACAAUAUUCUAUCUAUUGAAAAGGGUGCAGGUCAUUAAAAAGCAAGCUGUGGAACAGAAAUGGCCCCCAAGCCGCAUUUUGAACACCAGUUCUAUAACUAAUAAGUGAUUCAUGGUAGACCUGCAAAGUACUAAAAGGUUUUCAUUUGUUUUUGACCUCAUCGUUACUGUCCAGGCGGGUCAACACUGCCGGGUUCAAUGCAAAAGAGACUUUUAAAGUGAAAGCCGCGGUACUAAAUCUUACUGAUAAACCGAUGUUUACAGGUAUCAAGCUUUAUCUGCACUCGCUCUGCUCUUAUUUCAAAGUGUUUAGUCACUAAGCUUAACUUUUAAAGACAUUACAAAACAGGAUUAAAAAAAAGGUGAUUCUAUAUUUUUAUUAUUCGGUGAGAAAUGCAUGCUUAUAUUCUCCAAGUGGUGUGUUGGAAGUGAGACAUUUAUAUUUCAGUGUAAAAAAAGAUAACAAAAAAACAAACAAAAAAAAGGCUUCAUUUGAUCAUGUCCCAGCACGCUCACUGUUCAUGUUUUGGGAAGGAUGACUUGAGGUCGUGUGCCUUCUCAUGUUGAGACAGAACCACUCAUGAACGCUGCCAAGACUUUUUACUGACGCUCUUUGUUGAUCUUCAUGUGUCACAAUCUAAUCUUUCAACUGCAGGGAUUCAAACUUAGCUUGUGUGCCUUUCAGUGCAUUGGUGGCAAAGUCAAUGGGAUGAUAUUUGAUUAGUAUUAAAACCUGUUUUGCACACACUCAUACUCAAUAUUAUUCAACAAAACCAAGUUUGCUUUUAAAUAAUAAAAACACGCUGCAAAAACUGAAACCUAAGUAAGAUGAAAUAUGUCAAAUAAGGGUGAUAUUUGCUUAUUUUCUGUCUGAUAAGAUAAUUCUUCUCACUAAGCAGAUUUUAUGUUUUACUUGUUUUAAGGGUUUUGGUCCUAAAUGAUCUCAGUAAGAUAUUACAGCUUGUUGCUGAGAUUUGAUGACCUAUAUUGAGUAAAACAUGCUUGAAACUAGAAUAUCAACUGUUGCAAAGCUGUGUCAUCAACACUCACAAGUAUAAAACUACUUUUUUAAAGUAAUCAUUUCUUACUUCAAGCAUGAAAAAAAUAAAAUCAUGAUUUUGACACAAUUGUGUGUCAUAAUUAAAACAGAUGACAGCGAAAUGGACUUUGCUGUUUUAUUUUCAAUGAAACAAUAGAAAAUAUGUACUCAUAUAGUAGUACAGUUGGCACAGUACAGUAAACUGACAGUUAAUAUUUAAACAUUUAACAUGUCUAACAAUUUUGAACAGAAAUAGUUCAUGCACAUUCAGAUACAUUUUUCAAAAUUACAAUAAAAAUGUUUUUGGCCGGGGGCCGGGCUGUGUAUAUGCGCACUAAUUGACUGAAAGAGCACGCACUUGACGCGAUGAUGUCAUGUUAUCCAUGGAAAAAUGCAUUUUUAGACAAUAUGAUUUGCCUGAGCGGCUAGGAGACCCCGAGAGUAACAAGCGGUUCCCUUGUUGCCUUUCCAUUAAGAACAAUAAAUUAGUUUUUAGUAUAAGUUUGCUGGUUUCAAGAAAUGUAAUGCCGAGCGCAUAUCAUUAUGUCAAGAUAAUGGCACUAGCAUUUACUUCAUUUAAGAACAUUUUUCAACAUAUUGAGCAAAAAAGGUCUCUUUUUUUUUUUCUUCCAAGAAAAGUGCACUUGUUAUUAGUGAGAAUAUACUUAUUUUAAAGGGGAACAUUAUCACAAUUUCAGAAUGGUUAAAACCAUUAAAAAUCAGUUCCCAGUGGCUUAUUUUAUUUUUCGAAGGUUUUUUCCAAAAUUUUACCCAUCACGCAAUAUCCCUAAAAAAAGCUUCAAAGUGCCUGAUUCUAACCAUCGUUAUAUACACCCGUCCAUUUUCCUGUGAUGUCACAUAGUGAUGCCAACACAAACAAACAUGGCGCAUAGAACAGCAAGGUAUAGCGACAUUAGCUCGGAUUCAGACUCGGAUUUCAGCGGCUUAAGCGAUUCAACAGAUUACGCAUGUAUUGAAACGGAUGGUUGUAGUGUGGAGGCAGGUAGCGAAAACGAAAUUGAAGAAGAAACUGAAGCUAUUGAGCCAUAUCGGUUUGAACCGUAUGCAAGCGAAACCGACGAAAACGACACGACAGCCAGCGACACGGGAGAAAGCGAGGACGAAUUCGGCGAUCGCCUUCUAACCAACGAUUGGUAUGUGUUUGUUUGGCAUUAAAGGAAACUAACAACUAUGAACUAGGUUGACAGCAUAUGAAAUACAUUUGGCAACAACAUGCACUUUGAGAGUGCAGACAGCCCAAUUUUCAUCAAUUAAUAUAUUCUGUAGACAUACCCUCAUCCGCGCUCUUUUCCUGAAAGCUGAUCUGUCCAGUUUUGGAGUUGAUGUCAGCAGGCCAGGGAAGCUAGGGUCGAUAGGGGGUUUAGCUCGCUCGUCUGCGGGAACAAACUGCCGCCAUUGCUUGCCGUGCUACCGAGGUCCUUUGUCCCUGAAUUGCUCACACACUCCGGCAGACUCAAUGGGGGUCUGGCGGCAGAUUUCUUUGACUUUAUCAUUGGAAAUGCAUCUGCUUUGAGUGUCGCAGGAUAUCCACACAUUCUUGCCAUCUCUGUCGUAGCAUAGCUUUCGUCGGUAAAGUGUGCGGAACAAACGUCCAAUUUCUUGCCACUUUCGCAUCUUUGGGCCACUGGUGCAACUUGAAUCCGUCCCUGUUCGUGUUGUUACACCCUCCGACAACACACCGACGAGGCAUGAUGUCUCCAAGGUACGGAAAACAGUCGACAAAACGGAAAAUAACAGCUGAUUUGACUCGGUGUUUGAGAAAAUGGCGGAUUGCCAUCGCUCCAAGAGCGAAUAAUAGAAAGGCAUUUAAUUUGCCAAAAUUCACCCAUUUAGAGUUCGGAAAUCGGUUCAAAAAAUAUAUGGUCUUUAUUUCUGCAACAUCAAGGUAUAUAUUGACGCUUACAUAGGUCUGGUGAUAAUGUUCCCCUUUAAGGUAUUUUUAGGUUCAUUGAGGUUAGCUAACUCGUUUUGGAAAGUCUUGACAAGCCAAAUUUUCUUGUUCUAUUGGCAGAUAAAUUUGCUUAGUUCAAAUAAAAUACCCCUAAUUUUUGUGGGUUUUUUUCUCGUUUUUGAACACAGACUUUUUGCAGUGUACCAACCUAGUCACGUCCGUUGUGUCCUUGAGCAAGACACUUCACCCUUGCUCCUGAUGGGUGGUGGUUAGGCAGCUCCCACCAUCAGUGUGUGAAUGUGUGUGUGAAUGGGUGAAUGUGGAAAUAAUAUCAAAGCACCUUGAGUACCUUGAAGGUAGAAAAGCGCUAUACAAGUACAACCCAUUUAUUUAUGUAUGGGAAAAACGGCCCUUUUUAUCGAUAGUUUGUUAUUUGGACGGAUCUGCCCACUCCUAAUGCUCCUAUUGAGCCUGUUUUUUUUACAUGUUAAUUAAAGGCUUAGUGGCCACAUGUGUGGACAGCACCUUUUAGCUCCUAUUUCCACAAUUGUGUACACUACUGAAUUGGGGUCUUAUGGCCACUUAUGUGGACACUUAUACUGCCAUCUGGUGGUGUCAGAAGAGUAUAACAUACAAUGGAAUUUG
This is a messenger RNA of Nerophis lumbriciformis (worm pipefish), 11285 nucleotides long. RefSeq names its product glycerol-3-phosphate dehydrogenase 2 (mitochondrial) (gene gpd2). Gene Ontology annotation, molecular function: calcium ion binding; glycerol-3-phosphate dehydrogenase (quinone) activity. Gene Ontology annotation, biological process: glycerol-3-phosphate metabolic process. NCBI's taxonomy places the organism in Eukaryota, Metazoa, Chordata, Actinopteri, Syngnathiformes, Syngnathidae. Gene Ontology annotation, cellular component: mitochondrion. The record is from RefSeq and is a predicted model, not a curated record.